AUGAUUUUGUUUCGGCAUGUCGACCAUUUUAAAGCUUCUGAGGUGAGGGGGCGUGGUUUGCCAGUGGCAAUGCCGCUGGCAAGUGCCGACUCGCUUGAAGUGAAGGGGCGGGGUUUGCCAGUGGCAAUGCCGCUGGCAAGUGCCGACUCGCUUGAAGUGAAGGGGCGGGGUUUGCCAGUGGCAAUGCCGCUGGCAAGUGCCGACUCGCUUGAAGUGAAGGGGCGGGGUUUGCCAGUGGCAAUGCCGCUGGCAAGUGCCGACUCGCUUGACGUGAAGGGGCGGGGUUUCAGAAAACCUGCCGUGAUCUUGCGGGGAGGUCUUAUGCGUCAG
Messenger RNA from Mesorhabditis belari, 330 nucleotides. The record is from the annotation of a GenBank genome assembly. NCBI's taxonomy places the organism in Eukaryota, Metazoa, Nematoda, Chromadorea, Rhabditida, Rhabditidae.